Messenger RNA from Serendipita indica DSM 11827, 1434 nucleotides. NCBI's taxonomy places the organism in Eukaryota, Fungi, Basidiomycota, Agaricomycetes, Sebacinales, Serendipitaceae. The record is from the annotation of a GenBank genome assembly.
AUGCCCUCAAUGGAAGCACCGACCAAAAGAGCGCCAGACGAGACGACUGCGCUCAUUCCUCAUGGAAUUAUCAAGACGACUGCAAAGGGAAAGGAGCGUGACAAAGCCAUGGACCAACACCAGUACUACGAGUUUGGAGGUCCCUGGGGAGUCACAGCAAUGAUGCUCUUCUUCCCUGUACUCAUGUACUAUUUCUGGAUCUGCCUCUGGUUCUACGACGGCCAGUUGACCCACCCGCACUCUCUCAACGAUGUUGUACCGUUUAUUCAGCGCAUGUGGGGUCAUGUAAAAAAGGACGCUGCUCCGACGCCCUAUACUUUUGCCAUCUACACCGGUCUGAUGGCCUUUGAGCUUGCUCUCGCAUUUGUCAUGCCUGGUUACGAACAACAGGGUCUUCCCGUGCCCUCCCUCAACUACAAGACGUUGACUUACCAUUGCAACGCCUUGUCCUCUUUCUAUGCGACUCUCUUCACCGUUGCUGUACUCCAUGUCACUCACAUCUUCCGUAUCACCGACAUUAUGAACAACUUUGGCUCGAUGAUGACUGUAGCCAUGAUCUGGGGUUGGGCCGUCUCGUUCCUCACCUACUAUAUCACCAUCUGGAAGGGGCAGCAAAUGCGCAUGUCUGGCAACUUUUUCUACGACUUUUGGAUGGGUGCUCCUCUUAACCCACGCAUUGGUAUCGUUGACCUCAAGAUGUGGGCCGAAGUCCGUAUUCCUUGGGUCCUCCUUUUCCUCAUCGCUGUAUCGGGUGCCUGCAAGCAAUACGAAGACUAUGGCUAUGUCACGCCGAACAUGGCGUUCAUGGUCCUUGCCACUGGCCUGUACAUCAACGCUUGUGCCAAAGGUGAAGAAUGUAUUCCUCAGACCUGGGAUAUGUACCACGAAAAAUGGGGCUUCAUGAUCAUCUUCUGGAACUUUGCCGGAGUUCCUUUCACCUACUGUUACUCCGUCGUCUACAUGGCUUCGCACGAUCCCUCCACGUAUCGUUUCAGCACACCAGUCUACGUCGCGCUCUACGCCCUCCUCUUAACCGCAUACUAUAUCUUUGACACCUCGAUGUCCCAAAAGAGCCGUUUCCGCAUGCAAAUGCAGGGCAUAACAAAGUUCCGCAAAGCGUUCCCUCAAUUACCCUGGAGCAUUGUCAAGAAUCCCACCUUUGUCCAGACAGAACACGGAAAUCGCCUGCUCACCAGUGGCUGGUGGGCUUAUGCUCGCAAAAUUAACUACACUGCCGACUGGUUCCAAUCACUCUCCUGGGGUCUCUGCGUCGGCUUUGUGUCGCCAAUCCCAUACUUCUAUCCUGUAUUCUUCCUCGUCGUCCUCGUCCACCGCUGUGGCAGGGACUUUGAGCGGUGCGCGAUGAAGUAUGGCGAGGACUGGAAGAAGUACUGUGACAUUGUCAAGUACAAGUUUAUCCCUUAUGUUUACUAA